This is a messenger RNA of Perca flavescens (yellow perch), 6114 nucleotides long. Its product is annotated as zinc finger protein PLAGL2. The coding region runs from base 577 to 1875 and encodes 432 amino acids. Gene Ontology annotation, biological process: regulation of transcription by RNA polymerase II. The transcript has 2 exons. Lineage: Eukaryota; Metazoa; Chordata; Actinopteri; Perciformes; Percidae. Gene Ontology annotation, molecular function: DNA-binding transcription factor activity, RNA polymerase II-specific. The record is from RefSeq and is a predicted model, not a curated record. Gene Ontology annotation, cellular component: nucleus.
CGUCACUCUCCCAGAAUGCAUGGCUUCCAGCGCGGCGCCCAGCAGUCCAGGCCCGGAGUCUAACAAACAUCUUUAAACUUGUUCCAAAAUGUCGAUAUGGAGACGAAAUGGAGGCCGGACCGAGGCUCAGUCGGUCUGUAAAGACGUCAAGCUGCCUCUGUGAUUCAGCCGCUGUGACCGGCGUUCGGGGCUGCUGAAUACUAAAAUAGACCGCGGGCCAACACAAGAGCUCUUCUCAGGAAACACAGGCCCAGUCAGAGCUUCCACUGCUCCUCAUCACCGCAGCCCUUUUGGGGUUGCUAUGGCAGCUGCUGUCACAGAAAGCAAGUGCUGGACACAGCAUGCCCCAGUAAGGCAGGACAGAGCACUAGUCAUUGCCACAAGAGACCAUCAAACAGUCAACAAGCGGCACUUAGCAGUAAUUCUAGCACUCCAAGUUAACAAAACGACCAGAGGUCUUGUAGGCUGAUGCUCAGCUCUCUGGAGGAUCCUCAUGAGUCUUGUCUGUGUGUUCUCCGGCUCUUGGCCAGAGUCCCUGUGCAGCAGCAGAGCCACUACUGUUUCUCCUGUUAGACCAUGUUUCACCAGCAGGACCAUCUAAAGAGCCAGCUGCAGGACAGCCCCCCCGCCAGCAGGCAGCUCUUCCACUGCCACGAGUGUGGAAAGCAGUACAACACCCAGCUGGGUUAUAGACGCCACCUGGUGGCAGCCCACAGUGCUGCAGCGGGCCUGCCCUGUCCAGAGGGGGCGCCGUCCCUGCUGGAGCACCUGAGCAGCCAUAUUGACAGGCCUCCGCCAUCCGAGGCCAACGCUAGCGCUACCGUGCCAGUGCGGGAGAGGAAGUACUCGUGCGAGCGAUGCGACCGCCGCUUUUACACUCGUAAGGAUGUACGGCGUCACGCCGUGGUGCACACUGGGCGCCGUGACUUCCUGUGCCCGCGCUGUGCACAGCGCUUUGGCCGCAGAGACCACCUGACCCGCCAUUUGAAGAAGAGCCAUGCCCAGGAGUCAAGGUUGAUGCCACCCUGUGCACCCAGCACUCCUGUGGCCACACCGAGCCCUGCCCCCCCCCAGGGCUCGGUGAAGGAGGAGCCCAGCCCCGUGGCCUGUGACAUGGGCUCCGUGUCCAAGGAGCCCAUGGAGACUUUCUCCAGGGACAUGUACAACUCCUACCCCAUGGCCAACGCUGUCCCUGGGAUGGGCCACCCUCAUGGCCUCAUGCAGGGCUCCUUGUCCUCGAGUAUGGGUGUGGCUCGCCACAUGCCCCCCCAAUCUUCUCAUCCCCACCACCAUCACCUGCAGCCCCCAGUGGCUCCACAGCAGCAGCCCUACAGCAACAUGGCCAGGUACCAACACGGAUCUACCUCAUAUCCUCGUGCCGACGUGGACAGUUUCCUGCUGGACCUGCAGAGUGCCCCCCCACCUCACCUGGGUGCAGUCAACUCCUCUACCUCUACUUCCGCCUCCCCUCAGAGGGAGGUGCCGGGUGAAGGCGUGUGUGCUGGCAGCGACCCCCACCUGCUGUCCAGGAGCCCCGCCAUCACCUCCACCGAGCUGUCCUGCACCACUAACAUGGACCUCGGGCCCCUGCUGGGCUUCUUGCCUUUCAGCCUGCCGCCCUACAGCCCCCACAUGGGGAUGGGAGGGUUGGUGAUGAGCUAUCCCCCCGCCACCACCACCACCUCCCCCUCAUCCUCUUCCACUGGGCUGUCCUCCCAGGCUCCGGGGCCUUUCACCUUCUUCCAGCCUCCCCAGGCUCAUGUACCACAGGGCCCUGGAGCCCAUAACCACAGCCAGCUACCUCAGGCAUACAGCAGUCCUGCUAUGAGCACUUCCAGCGCCCUACCUCACUACUACCAGGCCUUUCAGCAGUAAGCAGCUCUGGCUCCACAAAAGUUGCCUUCACACGUGCUCACGCUUUUUUCACGAAAAGGUUAAGACAUGAGAAUGGCAUCUUUUAUUGUAAAACAAAUAUGUGACUUUAGCCUGUCAGUGCUAAUGAAGCUAAUCUUAGUUUUUUUUUUUUUUUUGUUGAACACAACAAAUCACCUCAUCAGUAUUACCUCAUUAUUUAAAAAAGGAAGCUUGAACGUUUGAGGGAAUGUACACGGUCUCACUACAACCAAAUAGAAUACUGCUUCUUUUUGUCAGACCUGUUACCAACAGUAGAUGCACUUAACACACUCAUCACAGGGCUGCACAAUGCUGAGAGUCCUCCAGUUUUAGGUUUUCGUGGAAAAUGCUACUGUGUUAGGGAUGCCACCUUCUUUACUGAAGCCGACUGGAGAUUUUCUUAUUUUAGAAUACUGGAGCAUGAACAGCCUUAUGGAGUGAGGAAGGUUAGUGUAAAACGUCUCGGUUGGAGAGCGUGCAAAAAAAAUAAGAAGAUUGAGAAUUCAAACAGCAGACCUUCCGUCUGUAUAUGAUAUCUGGUGUUUAACUGGCGCUGUAACGGUAAACUAAACUCACGUUUCGGCGUGUACCUCGGAUUUGGGGUCAUCGUUGGUUUUUCGUUAGAACAAGAAAAAUAAGUUGCAGGGGAAAAAAAAAAUCAUUUUAUUUUGAAAAGUGUAAACAUUCAACAUUGGCCAUCGUUAAUAUAACAGUUAAGGCACUUAAAUACCGGCAUAUUGUCGACAAAAAACCCAAAAUCUUACACUGUCAGUAAUGCUCCAUCAUAAAGACUCAACUGAACUGGGCUGCAGCUUGCACUCGUACAUACAGAGUGUGCUCGCAUAUAUCUGCAGCGAUAUAGAGCAUUAGUUAUUACUUGGCCCGGUCCGAAUGUGCAGUGGGAGGAUGCAGAACACUACGGGGAGAAGGACUCGCCCCUCCCAGUCCGUUUUGAAUGAAAUAUUCCCCCUGACAGACCCGACUUUGACCCGACCAGUUUGAAACAAAUUGAGCUUGACUAACCCGGCUAACGGGUGUUAGGUGACCAGCACGUUACAACUACAGCUACAAUUAUAUUUUUAUUUCUGUAUCUUGCCAAACAAUUGGCCCACCCAAGACUUCAAGACACCGCUAUUUUUUUUGGGGGGAGGGGAAUUUAGGCCAUUUUUAGGCUAUUACAUAGACCAUCUGUAGACGGGGGAGAGAGAGAGGGGGAAUCACAAUUGAACCCGCUGCAGCAAGGUCUAAGCCUCUGUGUGUGGGGCGCACGCUACCCAGGCGCCCCGAGUCUCUGCUAUUCUGGUCUCGCAUGUGCAAAGUAGGCCUGCACGAUAAAUCGUUAAAAAAAUCGCGAUCUCGAUUCACCCCUGUUCGCGAAUCGUGCAGGCGUAGUGCAAAGCAUGAGGAAAAUAAACGGAACAAACAAACAAACGAAUAUCUAUAGAUCAUCUUGUUUUUAAGAGCUUUUUUUCCUCUCUUCCCCCAGUCCCUAGACAACUGGCUAAGUUCUAUGUUUCACACAACAACCACAACCGGUGCACUGCUAAAACGUUCCAGGUAAAACUUGCGCUGCAGAAUUUCUGUUUGUGUGCGCGUAGUGCUCAUAAAUACUAUUUCACCAUGUUUGGGUCACGGGGCGUACCGAACCAAUGUCGCGUACCGAUCCGAAUGUCCUGUACCGAAAGAAUACAUGUACCGUUACGGUCCUAUGUUUAACUCACUAUACAGUGCAGUAAAGAGCUUCCCAUCCGAUCAUCGAGCAGUACACCCACUGGUGUGUCCAAACGUAUCGGCAGAUGGUAAAAGGACCCUUGGUGAAGCAACCAAAUUUAUCAUCGAGCAUUUUUUCAAAUGUAACGCCUUUUUUCUAUGGAAUUCUGAAUUAGACCUUGUUAGAAUAAGUGUAAGGGCAGUCAAUAACUGUAAAGCUAGACUGCAUGCACUAUUAUUAGUUAACUGAACUAUUAGUAAGUCAAAUAUGCCACACAGUUUUGCUGGAGUUGAACUGCAAAACAUUUGAGUAAUGUUAUCUGAAAUUACAAAAAAAUGUAACUGAGCAGCUCUUCAAGCCACAAUUCCAAAUUGGAACCCCAGAGAAUUUUUAGAUGUGGUUUUCUAGGGUCAUUAUCAGCAUGGGGACACUCUAAUGCUGCUUAUUUGGCAAUAUUACCUAGCAUCGCUGGAUUAAAAUGCACUUGCGUUUAAUUUUCAUCUUUGUAGGCCCCCCCCUUUUUUUAACACUAGAACCGCCAGACUAUAGAGUUACUAUAUCGCCCAACAGCAUCUGUAUCCUUCCCUGAUGGGCCUUAACGCAUCAUCUCUCUCCAUCUCUAUAAGAGCUGCAUUAAGCUCUAUAGCAACAGGAACGCACACACACAGCCCCCCCCCACACACACCAUACACAGCCAGAUGGUCCAUCUAACGGCAUGAACCUGCACAAAACUGGAGUACUCUUAGCAGUGUACAAGGUGCUAUUUCAUCUAUUUUUCUAAAUAUCACACUGCCACCCGGUGCAGGAACAGCCCGGUCAUUUGCCCCGUUUGGCGUUCAGUCUACGGUCAACACAAAGUCUCGGAGCGUUCCGGGAGUAACUCCUGCACAACGUGACAUCAUGACUUGGCGUAAACAGACACCACUUUCUAAAGCCAAGUGGCGUGUUAUCUGUUAUCUUGUUAUUUUGACAAAAACGGGACGGUUGGGUUUAGGCAACGUGACACGUGGGACACGAUCCCCGGUCUCCUGGGUGAAAGUCCUGUGUUGUUGUUUUUUUUUAUUCUGGUGCCGAGAAGACGUGUGUUUUUCGGUUUCAAUAGUCAACACACAACCUGCCAUCUGAUCGCACACAUCCACACCGACCUAUUAAAAGAAUGCAAUUUAGAAGCUCCAAGUGUUUUAAGUCACAUAAUUAACAUUCCAGAUAUUAUUUUAGCGUAGACACGGGACUCACAGAAUAGGUAUUUAGGAAAAUUCAGGGCAGGAGGGAAACAUGGCAAUGACAGUGACCAAAUAAUUCAAUUUUUUUUUAUCAUAAUGUUAAAUGGCGUGGGCUCUGGUGGUUCUAGUGUUAAAACCUUCAAAAAUGUUCUGACCUUGUUGGCCAGAACAUUUCAGAACAGAAUAAUUCCCGUUCAGACAGAGGAGUGUUGCUUAGAAAGAAAUAUACUGUAUUAACCGUAUUAUUUCAAUAGCCGAUCUGUGCCGAGUCUCAACAACCAAACUUUUUAACCGCACCCCCUCCUCAGUUCCGUGUUUUCCACGGUGGAAGGUGGCAACCCUAGCUACGUGGUGGGACCUGGAGCACUUAGGAACAGCAUUGCAAUCAGGCAAAAGGAAGGGUCAACCCGUUUUUUAUUUAAUUUUUUUAUUUUCAAACUGGACCACUGGAUCUCAGCCAGGUUGUCAUUGUGGAGCUGCUUCCUGUGAAAUUCUAACUUGAUUCCUGAAUAGAAUGCAGUAUAAAUUCUAUAAAAAAAAAGCCUUGUACCCAUUUCCUAGCUUUUACCACGUCUGUUGACAGCCAUCCCUCCACGCGGCUGUGGGCUUGGGUUUCAAGAGUAUCUGAUGUAAUUAGGACUAACCGGUGACUCCCCCCUCCCUCCCUCCCUCCCUUGUCCCGGCCUCCUCUUUGCUGCAGCGGCUCAGGAAAGCCAGAGGCGGGACCCAGUUGAGGAGGUUCCUUUUCAACCGAGUCCCAGUGCAGCACGGCAAGGAUAAUUGAUGCUCCACUCGUGUUUCCGAGUGGUUGAUGUGAUUACUGGAAAGAAGAUCUUUUAGAGAGAGAAAUAUUCAGAUGAUGCUCUCCCUUUCUGCCUUACUUCCAUGAACUGUAUGUUGAAGGACUUCUCACACUAGCAUUGUAACCAGCCUCCAACCAGUGUUGCACCAAUGUCUUAAAAUACUACUGUUGUGCCUCUCUUAAGAGUGUCUUCUCUCCUGACUGGGUUUAAGCACUUACCACAUUUCUAAAUAAGGAUGAAUUUGAUCUGUACCUCAAAACACGCAGAACAGUGGGUUUCUGUUUUUUAAUUUGUAUUUGCUUCUAGGUUUUUUUUUCUUUCUUUUUUUUUUUUGGGCUCUUGUGCCUUUUAGAUUUAAACUAUAAAGGUAGAUUUUAUGAAUUCUAAACUCUUUAUCUAGCAAACAGACAUUGACACUAUAAUUUGGUCAUAUUUUCUACCUCUACCUUGGCGUAUAUCUUUCUGCAAAAAAAAAAAAAAAAAA